Molecule: messenger RNA, 5447 nt
Organism: Rhineura floridana
Lineage: Eukaryota; Metazoa; Chordata; Lepidosauria; Squamata; Rhineuridae
Gene: ZNF143
Product: zinc finger protein 143
Exons: 16
Coding region: 2887-4806 (639 amino acids)
Biological process (GO): regulation of transcription by RNA polymerase II
Cellular component (GO): transcription regulator complex; PcG protein complex
Molecular function (GO): RNA polymerase II cis-regulatory region sequence-specific DNA binding; DNA-binding transcription factor activity, RNA polymerase II-specific
Source: RefSeq, a predicted model, not a curated record
ACCGCCGCCAUCUCCGGCUGGGAUGCUUCACUCUUGGGUUCAGCGUGGCUUAGUCCCUCUGCGGCUAUGUUGAAUUGAGGGAAAAGUGAGAGAAAAGGGGGAGCCGCGUUAGUAUCGCAGCUCACUUUAAUAAUAAAGCCGAGGCGUCGCCGCCGCCCGUGUAUUCUCCCCCUCCCUUUUCCUCCAUAUUCCCGCCUUCAAGGCCUGAAUGCUUCCCGCUCUUUUCUCCUGAAAUGCUUUGGUCUUCGUCGAGAGAUAAUGAUCACAUAAAAUAAUAAACCCAAACCCCGUGUUUUCCUGCGGACCGGGGCGCAUCAGCCGCUUUUUUGGGGAGGGGGGAGAGAUUUACUUUUAAGUGGCUGCGUCACUAAAUGGGGUCGUAUUUCUUAAGCAAUUUGCGUACUUGCAUUAGAGGCAGCUCGUGUGGCUGCUGCCGGCUGUGAUGUCUCUUAAUCCUCUGCUGCUAGCAUCGAGUUGGUGGGGCUGUCGUCCCAAAACGCUCUAUGGUGGACAGUUGAUUCACACAUGCAACACACCACUUAAGCAGCGGAGGAGCUUUUAACAAGACUACGCACAUUUCCUGGUGGUAGUGGUUGAAACACACUGAAUUCAUUCCCGUUGCCAAGGAAGUGUACUUAGGAUUGCAGCCUUAUUCGAUCGUUGUUAAAUCAGUUACCGACCAACUAAUGGAAAAAUACGAAUUUUAGUUGAUUAAUAAGCAAAUGUAUGCAGAUUUAAGGAUAACCGUUCUGAAGAAAAUAGCAUAGUUUCUUCAUUUUAUGUGAUGCAUUGGUGUAUCACAGCAUGCACCAUCUCAGAAGAGCUAUUCCCUUGUGUAUUGGGUGGGAUGCCUGCCUGCAAUUUUUUUUUGUAAUCAUUAAGUACUGUGGUUAAAAUUACUUCCAGCAAGGCGCUGACAGGAUUUUGUUACUAUGUUGUAGGUUGCCCUGUACUCCAACCAUCCAAUAAAGAUGUGCAACUCAAUUAUGCACAUGUUUACUAGGAAGUAAAUCCCAAGUAAUUGGAAUUGCAAACUUAGAUGCUCACUGAUUUUUUUGUUCCAAUGGGCUUUUAACUUUAUGAAAUUCUGUUGUAUUGUGGCAUUAUGUGUGUUGACAGAAGAGACUUUUAAAGGAUGUGCUGAUGACACAAAUAAAUUAGUCAUGGAAUAAAGUUACUUGAUAAUAAUGGUGAUGUAUAUUUGAAAACUGGACAACAUUCCAAAAUUCUAAACAUGCUCUUCAUUUAACAAUAGUAUAGCUAUGCUAAAGUUGCCAUAUAAACCAAAUGUCAUUAUUUAAAUACAUACUCAAAGCAUUUAGAUACAAGGUUCCAUUUGGAGGAAACUUCUUUUUGCAGAUGCUUUAUGAUGUAUUUGAUAAGUCCUCAUAUGUUAAAUAGUUACGAACACAGAAUGGUACAUUCUUAAGCGUGCAUACUUUUAUUUAUUUUCAUACUGAUUGCCAAACUGGGGUACACUAAAAGUUCACAAUACAGACAGGAUCAUAAAACAUAAGAGGAACAAGAUAAGAUCAAGAGCCAGCAUAAGAACUAAAAGAUGCUAAUGAUGAAAGGCCUGUAUGAAAUAGUUUUAAAUGAUCACUUAAAAGAAGAAAUCUCCCAUAUCUGUUAUAGUGGCCCAGUUUGCAUAUAAUGCUAAACCCAAAGCACAUUUCUUUCCUCUCACCAGAAGCUGACAAGAGUUUGUUUUAAACUAGGAUCUCUGUUUUAUACUGUAUGCUCUGCUGAGAUUUUUGAAAGUGAAACUAAAUUUGACAGAAGUGCUGACUACAUAAGAGUGCACAAGCUGGUGGGCUCAUGGAGGCUUCCAUAUUAAACCAGUGGUGGGGAACCUCUAGCCCAUGGGCCCAUUUAAGCCCACAAGGCAUCUGUAUUUGGCCUGUGAUGCUGUUUUGGAUGAACUACAUCCACUUUUCCUGUGCCUGAUGUCAUAUAACAUCAGGUGUAGGAAAGUUCAAGCCAUGUCUGUAAAGGAAUCAAGAGCAAUCUAACUGCGCCCAGUUCUUCUUUUGCAGCUAAAUGUGGUCCUUUUUUAAUUUGCUGCGUUUUUCUGUUAACUUGCACAAAUUUGAAAAGCUUCAGAUUAAAGAAUGGCAGGGAACCACCAUGCACUAGGUGACAGAUGGGGAGGAGAGAGAGUGUGAGCUCCUGAGGCUUAAGAUUUAAAUUGCUCAAAUUUGAUAAGACAUCUACAGUUUUUAUAAAAUAAUGAGAUGACAUUUUACACCAAUAUUUCCAGUUACUUUUAAAAAAUACUAGUGCAUUUUUUAUUUUUGCAGAGAAACAUCAUGUUUGUAUGCUCAAAGUACCAAGCUGAAAGCCAACAAUAGGCAACUAAAUGCCCAUUCAUGUAGCAUGUGAGCUUUCUAAAUUUUGUUUUGAGGAGUCUAGAUUUUUCAUAUGAAGUUAAUUCUAUAUUCAGAAUAUCUGAGAAAUUUUGACCCAUUUCUCCAGCUGUAGCAGCUUCACUUGUAUUAAUACAAUAGAAUGGAAAAUUAAAUAGUUUACUAUAAUUAAAAGGAGUAGGUUAAGUGCAUUCUUGAAUCAUUGUAGGUCUUCAGUCUCACUCUAAACUGUUGAACAGCUUAUCUUUGCCUGUGUAAGGCAUACAAUCUGCAACAUCGGUUCUUCAGAAGGACACAAAUACUGUGUGCUAAAACUAAUGACAAGGCACCACAGAUACAGUGAAAAUAAUUGUUUUAUUACUUUGUGAUGGCAGUAUACCAAGAAGUUUGUUCACACAACAGUUUUCCUUUGUUUGUUUGCCCCCGCCUCACCUAUUUACAAGUGGCAUCUCUAGAAAAAAAACCCUCAGUGUUGAAGACCAUCAUUUCAACAAUCACAAAUAUAUACAAAACGUAGACAAUGUUAUUAGCCCAGAUAAAUCGAGACUCUCAGGGAAUGACAGAGUUUUCUGGAGGGGGAAUGGAGGCUCAGCAUGUAACUCUCUGUUUAACAGAGGCUGUAGCUGUGCAAGAUGGAGACAACCUAGACAACAUGGAAGGAGUAAGCUUACAAGCAGUUACACUUUCUGAUGGAUCCACUGCUUACAUUCAACAUAAUUCUAAAGAUGGCAAAUUAAUGGAUGGCCAGGUGAUUCAACUAGAAGAUGGCUCAGCUGCUUAUGUCCAACAUGUUCCCAUGUCUAAAAGUAAUGCAGGAGAUAGUCUUCGUUUAGAAGAUGGACAGGCAGUUCAACUUGAAGAUGGAACAACGGCUUUCAUUCAUCACACUUCAAAAGACAGUUAUGACCAGAGUGCCCUACAAGCUGUACAGCUAGAAGAUGGUACCACUGCCUAUAUUCAUCAUACAGUGCAAGUGCCUCAGUCGGAUACCAUCUUAGCUAUUCAGGCUGAUGGCACAGUGGCAGGUCUUCAUACGGGAGAUGCCACCAUUGAUCCAGAUACCAUCACUGCUUUGGAACAGUAUGCAGCCAAGGUGUCUAUUGAUGGAAGUGACAAUGUUACUAGCACUGGAAUGAUAGGUGACAGUGAACAAGAUAAAAAAAUGCAGAUUGUCUUGCAAAGCCAUAGCACAAGAGUAACAGGCAAAUCACAGUCAAGUGGAGAUAAGGCUUUUCGGUGUGACUAUGAUGGCUGUGGAAAACUGUACACCACUGCUCAUCAUCUCAAGGUACAUGAAAGGUCACACACAGGAGACAGACCAUAUCAGUGUGACCAUCCAGGUUGUGGAAAGGCAUUUGCAACAGGUUAUGGACUAAAAAGCCAUGUCCGGACCCACACUGGAGAGAAGCCAUAUCGGUGUUCAGAAGAGAACUGUACAAAGUCCUUCAAGACUUCAGGAGACCUGCAGAAACACAUCAGAACACACACAGGUGAAAGACCUUUCAAGUGCCCCUUUGAAGGAUGUGGUAGGUCAUUCACAACAUCUAACAUCAGAAAGGUUCACAUCAGGACACAUACAGGGGAAAGACCAUAUUAUUGUACAGAGCCAGGAUGUGGAAGAGCAUUUGCCAGUGCAACUAAUUACAAGAAUCACGUGAGAAUACAUACAGGGGAGAAGCCUUAUGUAUGUACAGUCCCUGGCUGCGAUAAACGUUUUACAGAAUACUCCAGUUUAUAUAAACACCACGUUGUACAUACACAUUCCAAACCAUAUAACUGUAAUCACUGUGGAAAAACUUACAAACAAAUUUCCACACUUGCAAUGCACAAGCGGACAGCACACAAUGACACAGAGCCAAUAGAGGAAGAGCAAGAAGCAUUUUUUGAGCCACCUCCAGGUCAAGGUGAAGAUGUUCUCAAAGGAUCUCAGAUAACUUAUGUAACAGGUGUAGAAGGAGAGGAUGUCGUUUCUGCACAGGUUGCUACGGUGACUCAAACAGGGCUUAGUCAGCAGGUGGCACUUAUUUCCCAAGAUGGAACUCAGCAUGUUAACAUAUCUCAGGCUGACAUGCAGGCCAUUGGAAAUACUAUCACUAUGGUAACACAAGAUGGCACCACUAUCACAGUCCCUGCCCAUGAUGCAGUUAUUUCUUCUGCAGGAACACAUUCUGUUGCAAUGGUCACAGCAGAGGGCACUGAAGGACAGCAGGUUGCCAUCGUGGCUCAAGACUUAGCAGCAUUCCAUAGUGCUUCACCAGAAAUUGGACAUCAGCAACAUGGGCAUCACUUAGUCACUGCAGAAUCUAGACCUGUUACAUUGCUGGCAACAUCCAAUGGAACACAAAUUGCAGUGCAGCUUGGAGAACAGCAGUCUUUGGAAGAAGCCAUUAGAAUAGCUUCCAGAAUACAGCAAGGUGAAACACCAGGAAUUGAUGAUUAACUCCUUCAAUGGCUAAAGGAACAAUAUAAUUACUUACCUUUUAUUUUCAAUCAACAAAGGUCCAUGUCAGCUGAAAUCUAUGAAAAGUUUGACAUGUACUUGCUCGUUAAUACUCUUCAAACACUUUAUGCAAUAGUGAAGAACAUUUCAUGUGUAUAAUGUUUAUGUACAUGAACUUUAAGAAAUAUAUGAAUUCCACCUCUUAGACUCUAUUUCUACCCAGAACUACAGAAUUAGGAUUUUAUGUUAAUUUUACUGCUUAUAUUUACAUCAGAUUCCAAACCAGACUACAGGCACGCAGCAGCUACUAUAGAAAUACUAGGGUGCAUUUUAAAGUCACUCCAAAACAAUGAAGGCAUUACUGAAGAUUUCAGGGGUUUAAACCAUACCAAUCAUCAUUUCAAAAAUCCUUUGCAAGCAGAACAAUUUUAAUUGUUUCUCAUAUACAGAAGAGUUCUGAAUUUUGAGACUUGUAAAUAUUACAUUUUGAAUUGUGUUUCAUACACAAGUUGAAAAUUCAUUUUCUUUAGCUUUCCCCUCCCAACUCACUGAUUGUAAAUACAGACUGUUCAUGCUGGAAGUGCUCAUUAUAUUAUCUUUGAAUUGGAUUAUGUACAAAGAGAAGCUUUGGUUGUUCACUA